UGUCCCUAUAAACUAAUAUAAACUAUAAAUAUCUCUACAACCUGUCUCUCUCUCACUCUCUUGCCGUGUCCAUUUUUUUCUUCUCCUUCUUUGUAAAAUUACUACUACCAUUCAAUUAUUGAAUUUCACUACAGAAAUUCAUCAGCUACAUUAAAAACACAGACUAUUAGGGUUUUCUUCUAUUUCUAUUGAAAAAAAAUUUGAAGCUAGCUUUGAAAAAGAAAAAAAAAAAAAAAAAUGCUAGCAGCGGCUGCAGUUGCUGCUGCAGCAUCGAAGAGCCUUAGGGCUCCAUUGCUCGUACAGCGCAAGUUUCUGUAUCCAAAUACUACCACUACUUUCUUGCAUUCAUACCAUUCUCCUCUUCGUAAUUUCAAUCUCAGAACAACAACAACAACAAGAACAACAAAUCCCUAUCCUCUUACCUAUCAUGUCAAGGCUUUUCUUUCCGAUUCACCUUCUUCUUCGUCUUCCGGCCGAGCAGGCAACAGAGCUUAUCCUCUACAUCCAAGUUUUAUGGUGAAUGGGCGCAUUUCGUUCUCGACUUCGACUCCGAAAACUAGUACUACUACUACUACUACGGAUGAGAAUAAUAAUGAUAAUAAUAAGAAUGAAGCGAAACUCGUGAAGUCGGCUUCACAGGACAGAGUUGCUGAUAUUAACAUCCUGCGCACUCUUGCCACUUACAUUUGGGUUAAAGACAACUUCGAAUUCCGUCUCCGGAUCAUCACUGCCUUGGCCUUUCUCGUUGGUGCCAAGGUUGUGAAUAUUCAGGUGCCUUUCCUCUUCAAGCUUGCUGUUGAUUGGCUAACGACCUAUUCCAGCAAUGCUGCUGCUCUCGCUUCCUUCACAACCGCCAAUCCAACUGCUCUGGCUCUUUUCGCCACCCCAGCUUCCGUUUUGAUUGGAUACGGGAUUGCGCGGGCGUGUUCUUCUGCUUUCAACGAACUGAGGACUGCCGUGUUUUCUAAGGUGGCCUUGCGAACAAUUCGAACAAUAUCUAGGAAGGUGUUUGCUCAUUUGCAUGACCUUGACCUUCGAUAUCAUCUUAGUCGAGAAACGGGUGGAUUAAAUAGAAUUAUCGAUCGUGGAAGCCGUGCUAUAAACUUCAUUCUCUCAGCUAUGGUGUUCAAUGUUGUACCCACCAUCUUAGAGAUAUCUAUGGUAUCAGGAAUUCUGGCAUACAAAUUUGGAGCACCUUUUGCAUGGAUUACUUCGCUCUCGGUUGCUGCAUAUAUCGUUUUUACAUUAUCAGUGACACAGUGGAGGACAAAAUUCAGAAAGGCUAUGAAUAAAGCUGAUAAUGAUGCAAGUACAAGGGCAAUUGAUUCACUUAUUAAUUAUGAGACUGUCAAGUACUUCAACAAUGAAGCUUUUGAAGCUGAUCAAUAUGAUGAGUACUUAAAGAGGUAUGAAGAUGCUGCUUUAAAAACACAACGUAGCCUUGCAUAUUUGAACUUCGGCCAAAAUGUAAUAUUUAGCACGGCUCUUUCAAUAGCUAUGGUGUUAUGUUCAAAUGGAAUUAUGAAUGGCGAGAUGACAGUUGGUGAUUUGGUCAUGGUGAAUGGACUUCUCUUCCAAUUAUCUCUUCCACUGAAUUUUCUUGGUAGUGUUUAUCGUGAGACCAUACAGAGUAUUGUUGAUAUGAAGUCCAUGUUUCAGUUGCUGGAGGAGAGGGCUGAGAUUAGUGACAAAGAUGAUGCAAAGCCUCUUAAGUUGGAUGGAGGGAGCAUUCAGUUCAAUAAUGUACACUUUGGCUACCUGACAGAAAGAAAGAUUCUUGAUGGGGUUUCUUUUGUUGUACCAGCUGGGAAAAGUGUGGCAAUUGUCGGAACCAGUGGCAGUGGCAAGUCGACCAUUCUUAGAUUGCUCUUCAGGUUCUUUGACAUCAAUUGUGGAAGUAUAAGGAUAGAUGGUCAAGAUAUUCGUGAGGUAACUCUAGAGAGUCUACGGAAAUCUAUUGGUGUUGUGCCACAAGAUACGGUACUUUUCAAUGACACAAUAUUCCAUAACAUUCAUUACGGCUGUCUUUCAGCAACAGAAGAAGAGGUGUAUGAUGCCGCUCGACGUGCAGCAAUUCAUGACACUAUCAUGAACUUCCCGGAGAAAUAUUCUACUGUUGUGGGGGAACGCGGGCUGAAGCUAAGUGGUGGUGAGAAGCAGCGUGUCGCUCUAGCUCGUGCAUUUUUGAAAGCACCUGCAAUUCUAUUGUGUGAUGAAGCUACAAGUGCACUGGACAGCACAACAGAAGCGGAGAUUUUAAGUGCAUUGAAGUCCCUAGCAAAUAAUCGAACUUCAAUAUUCAUUGCUCAUAGGCUUACCACUGCAAUGCAAUGUGAUGAGAUUGUAGUUUUGGAGAAUGGGAAGGUCGUUGAAAAUGGACCCCAUGAAAUUCUCUUAUCGAAGGCAGGAAGAUAUGCACAGUUGUGGGGACAGCAAAACAACACUGUGGAUGCAUUUGAUACAGCCAUCACCUUGAAGUCAUGACCUUGAAACAGAAAAAUGAAAGAAACAUUGUAUAAGAAAAUGGAACUUAUAUAGUUUCUUUUUUUGUCUAUUUUACCCUUUGACUAUACUUUGCAUAAACAAUUUUCAAGUUGACAUAUAUUCAAAAAAAUGACUAUGAAGUGCAUUUAGGUGCUUUGGGCAAUUGAUGGGUGAUUGCAUCUAUGUCUCACCAGUGCAAUUUGAGGUGACAUUUUUGUACUCAAAUUUUGUAAGUUGGGCAGGGAUUGGACUGGGUGGACUAGUGAUGAAGACUGCUCAGGAUUAAAGUUUAAUUAAAUCCAUUCAUACAUUUUCUGUAUCAAAGGGGAAAGGAACUAAGAUUUUAUGUCAAUUGUUAUCGGAACUGACAACUUCUUGGUCA
Messenger RNA from Quercus robur (English oak), 2866 nucleotides. Its product is annotated as ABC transporter B family member 25, mitochondrial. The coding region runs from base 238 to 2484 and encodes 748 amino acids. The transcript is spliced from 20 exons. Gene Ontology annotation, cellular component: mitochondrial inner membrane. Gene Ontology annotation, molecular function: ATP hydrolysis activity; ATP binding; ABC-type transporter activity. NCBI's taxonomy places the organism in Eukaryota, Viridiplantae, Streptophyta, Magnoliopsida, Fagales, Fagaceae. Gene Ontology annotation, biological process: transmembrane transport; intracellular iron ion homeostasis. The record is from RefSeq and is a predicted model, not a curated record.